Messenger RNA from Cryphonectria parasitica EP155, 777 nucleotides. RefSeq lists its product as uncharacterized. The record is from RefSeq and is a predicted model, not a curated record. Bases 1 to 777 code for a protein of 258 amino acids. NCBI's taxonomy places the organism in Eukaryota, Fungi, Ascomycota, Sordariomycetes, Diaporthales, Cryphonectriaceae. The transcript is spliced from 2 exons.
AUGGCGUCUCAAAUCACGCUUCUGCUCCUCUUUUUACUUUCAGUGACAGGUGUCGUCGCUUCACCAGCGCCCCAGCCUCGCCCCCUCAUGGACCUUACCAUUGAGGACCUGCCACCCCCAACUGAAGACGGAUUCCCCCGUCCAGCCUGCACAGACCUCGCCGACUGCUUCCCCUGGGCUUCCGACCAGUGCAAGCAAGCCGAGGAAUCAGGCCUCCUCGUCAAGGCCUACUGCUUCGAGGAGUACUGCUACGCCCUCUGUCCACCCGUGUUUCCCACCACCUGGUCUGACUCGGAAGAGGAUGAUGACUAUGAGUACUACGCAGCGGACGAGGCCGAGGGCGAAGAGCGUGAGAAUGCAGAGUGGCAGCAGCAGCAGCAGCAGCUCGAGGAGGAGUUCCUAGCGCUGACCAUCCCUCCCUUCCCGCUGCCGACCAUCUUGCCUCCUGGAGAGGAGCCCACCAAGACCAAGACGCACAAGUCGAAGACGUCCAAGAGUCAUAAGUUCAAGGGUUCCAAGACACCCCAGUCCACGCCUGUCGAGUCCGUCAAGCCGACCGAGGUCACGCUCACUGUGUCAAGCAUUAUCAUCACGAGAUCUGACGUCGCCGGCCCUGUUACGGUAGGGGACGAGAUGAUGGAAAGCGAGUCCAUUGAGCCGACCAGUGCCACGCUCACUGUCUCACGCAUCAUUCUCCCUAAACCUCCCGUCACUGGCCUUGCUACGGUCGAGAAUGAGGCCGAUUCAUCUUCCGACCCGGUGCCGGCCAUCGAAUAG